AGAGCAAGCAUAGAAUAGAAGCAGGAAGAAUUUUCGAGUGUUCCACCAUGCUGGAUUGUCAAAGGGAGAUCUGUCUGAUCAGCAGCUAAAAAAGGAUUUGAGAGGCUAGUUUGUCAGCUGUGGUUAGAAACAAAUGAUAGACGGAGCUAAGCGGCAGGGGGCUCAGCAUGUGUUUAGGUUGCCAUUGGGGCAGAAGCAGAAGGUGGGUUUGGGUUAAUAGAGAAGAUUUAUCUCUGAGGCAAUAAAUUUAUUGCUAAUUGUGGGGGGGCUUUUUGUUUUUGUUUUGUUGUUUUUGGUGCGGGUUUUUGGAAGAGUGGUGUGUGGCGUUUUUAUUUACACCACUGGUGAAGAUAAAGACAAGCUGCUGAACUCUGGUUUGAACUGCAGAGGCUGUGGACAAUUACAAGUUGCUGAUAUGUGUUCAAGAUGAGUGGGAUGGGAGAAAACACCUCUGACCCGUCCAGGGCAGAGACAAGAAAGCGCAAGGAAUGUCCUGACCAGCUCGGACCCAGCCCCAAGAGGAGCACUGAGAAACGCAAUCGUGAACAGGAAAAUAAAUAUAUCGAAGAACUUGCAGAGCUGAUAUUUGCAAAUUUUAACGACAUAGACAACUUUAACUUCAAACCUGACAAAUGUGCAAUCUUAAAAGAAACUGUGAAGCAAAUCCGUCAGAUCAAAGAACAAGAGAAAGCAGCGGCUGCCAACAUAGACGAGGUGCAGAAGUCAGACGUGUCAUCCACGGGGCAGGGUGUCAUCGACAAGGAUGCGCUGGGGCCCAUGAUGCUGGAGGCCCUUGAUGGGUUCUUCUUUGUAGUGAACCUGGAAGGCAACGUUGUGUUUGUCUCAGAGAAUGUGACACAGUACCUAAGGUAUAACCAAGAGGAGCUGAUGAACAAAAGUGUAUAUAGCAUCCUGCAUGUUGGGGACCACACUGAAUUUGUCAAAAACCUGCUGCCAAAGUCUAUAGUGAACGGGGGAUCUUGGUCUGGCGAACCUCCCAGGCGCAACAGCCAUACGUUCAAUUGUCGGAUGCUGGUGAAACCUUUGCCUGAGUCCGAAGAGGAAGGUCAUGAUAACCAGGAAGCACAUCAAAAAUAUGAAACUAUGCAGUGCUUUGCUGUCUCUCAACCAAAGUCCAUCAAGGAAGAAGGAGAAGUGUCUCCGAUUGAAGAUUUGCAGUCCUGCUUGAUCUGUGUGGCAAGGAGAGUCCCCAUGAAGGAAAGACCGGUUCUUCCCUCAUCAGAAAGUUUUACUACUCGCCAAGAUCUCCAAGGCAAGAUCACAUCACUGGACACGAGCACCAUGCGGGCCGCCAUGAAGCCCGGCUGGGAGGACCUGGUGAGGAGGUGCAUUCAGAAGUUCCAUGCCCAGCACGAGGGGGAGUCUCUGUCUUAUGCCAAGAGGCAUCACCAUGAAGUGCUGAGACAGGGGUUGGCUUUCAGUCAGAUCUACCGUUUCUCCUUGUCCGACGGCACUCUUGUUGCUGCACAAACGAAAAGCAAGCUCAUCCGUUCUCAGACUACUAAUGAGCCUCAGCUUGUCAUAUCUUUGCAUAUGCUUCACAGAGAGCAGAAUGUGUGUUUAAUGAAUCCGGAUCUGACUGGACAAGCAAUGGGGAAGCCAUUGAAUCCAAUUAGCUCCAGCAGCCCUGCCCAUCAGGCCAUGUGCAGCGCGAACCCAGGUCAGGACAUGGCCCUUGGUAGCAAUAUGAAUUUCCCCAUAAACGGCCCCAAGGAGCAAAUGAGCAUGCCCAUGGGCAGGUUUGGUGGUUCCGGGGGACUGAACCAUGUGUCGGGCAUGCAAGCCACCACUCCUCAGGGUAGUAACUAUGCACUCAAAAUGAACAGUCCCUCACAGAGCAGCCCUGGCAUGAAUCCAGGCCAGCCCACCUCCAUGCUUUCACCGAGACAUCGCAUGAGCCCUGGGGUGGCUGGAAGCCCCCGAAUCCCACCCAGCCAGUUUUCCCCCGCAGGAAGCUUGCAUUCCCCCGUGGGAGUUUGCAGCAGCACAGGAAAUAGCCAUAGCUACACCAACAGUUCCCUCAACGCACUUCAGGCCCUCAGCGAGGGGCACGGGGUCUCUUUGGGGUCAUCGUUGGCUUCGCCGGACCUAAAAAUGGGCAAUUUGCAAAACUCCCCAGUGAAUAUGAAUCCUCCCCCACUCGGCAAGAUGGGGAGCUUGGACUCCAAAGACUGCUUUGGGCUGUAUGGGGAGCCCCCUGAAGGCCCAGCUGGCCAGGCAGAGAGCAGCUGCCAUCCUGGAGAGCAAAAGGACACCAGUGAGGCCAGUGGACCCCAGGGUGUGAGCAGCGAGCGAGCUGACGGGCAGAACAGACUGCAUGACAGCAAAGGACAGACCAAACUCCUCCAGCUGCUGACCACCAAAUCCGACCAGAUGGAGCCUUCACCGCUGUCCAGCUCUUUGUCGGACACAAACAAGGACUCCGCGGGUAGCUUGCCCGGUUCCGGGUCGACACAUGGGACCUCGCUCAAGGAGAAGCAUAAGAUUUUGCACAGACUCCUGCAGGACAGCAGUUCUCCUGUGGACUUGGCUAAGUUAACAGCGGAAGCCACAGGCAAAGAGCUGAGCCAGGAGGCCAACAGCACAGCUCCUGGUUCAGAGGUGACUGUGAAACAGGAGCCAGUGAGCCCCAAGAAGAAAGAGAAUGCACUACUUCGCUAUUUGCUGGAUAAAGAUGAUACUAAAGACAUUGGCUUACCGGAAAUAACCCCCAAACUUGAGCGGCUGGACAGUAAGACGGACCCUGCCAGUAACACAAAGUUAAUAGCUAUGAAGACCGAGAAGGAGGAGAUGAGCUUUGAGCCUAGUGACCAGCCUGGCAGCGAGCUGGACAACUUGGAGGAGAUUUUGGAUGAUUUGCAGAAUAGUCAAUUACCACAGCUUUUCCCAGACACGAGGCCUGGCGCCCCUGCUGGAUCAGUUGACAAGCAAGCCAUCAUCAAUGACCUCAUGCAACUCACAGCUGAAAACAGCCCAGUUACACCUGUUGGAGCCCAGAAAACAGCACUGCGAAUUUCCCAGAGCACUUUUAAUAACCCACGACCAGGGCAACUGGGCAGGUUAUUGCCAAACCAGAAUUUACCACUUGACAUCACAUUGCAAAGCCCAACUGGUGCUGGACCCUUCCCACCAAUCAGAAACAAUAGUCCCUACUCAGUGAUACCUCAGCCAGGAAUGAUGGGUAACCAAGGGAUGAUAGGAAACCAAGGAAAUGUAGGGAACAGUAGCACAGGGAUGAUAGGUAGUAACGCCGCCCGGCCCACCAUGCCAUCUGGGGAGUGGGCACCACAGAGUUCCGUGCGAGUCACCUGUGCUGCUACCGCCAGCGCCAUGAGCAGGACGCUCCAAGGAGGUAUGAUUCGGAAUCCAGCCGCCAGCAUCCCCAUGAGACCCAGCAGCCAGCCUGGCCAAAGGCAGAUGCUUCAGUCUCAGGUCAUGAAUCUAGGGCCAUCUGAGUUAGAGAUGAACAUGGGGGGCGCCCAGUAUAGCCAACAGCAAGCUCCUCCAAACCAGACCGCCCCGUGGCCUGAGAGCAUCCUGCCCAUAGACCAGGCCUCCUUCGCCAGCCAGAGCAGGCAGCCGUUCGGCAGCUCCCCCGAUGACCUGCUGUGCCCACACCCUGCCGCCGAGUCUCCCAGCGACGAGGGCGCCCUCCUGGACCAGCUCUACCUGGCCUUGCGGAACUUCGAUGGCCUGGAGGAGAUUGACAGAGCUUUGGGAAUACCCGAACUGGUCAGCCAGAGCCAGGCAGUCGAUCCAGACCAGUUCUCGAGCCAGGACUCCAACAUGAUGCUGGAGCAGAAGGCGCCCGUCUUCCCCCAGCAGUACGCGUCUCAGGCCCAGAUGGCCCAGGGGAGCUAUUCUCCCAUGCAGGACCCCAACUUCCACAGCAUGGGGCAGCGGCCCAGUUACGCCACACUCCGCAUGCAGCCCAGACCCAGCCUCAGGCCCACAGGCCUGGUGCAGAACCAGCCGAAUCAGCUGAGGCUCCAACUGCAGCAUCGCCUCCAAGCACAGCAGAAUCGCCAGCCCCUUAUGAAUCAAAUGAGCAAUGUGUCCAAUGUGUCCAACCUGACUCUGAGGCCUGGAGUACCAACACAGGCACCUAUUAAUGCCCAGAUGCUGGCCCAGAGGCAGCGGGAGAUCCUGAACCAGCAUCUCCGCCAGAGACAGAUGCAUCAGCAACAGCAAGUUCAGCAAAGGACUUUGAUGAUGAGAGGCCAAGGGUUGAAUAUGACAUCAAGCAUGGUGGCUCCUAGUGGGAUGCCCGCAACUAUGAGCAACCCCCGGGUCCCCCAGGCAAAUGCACAGCAGUUUCCAUUUCCUCCAAACUACGGAAUAAGUCAGCAACCUGAUCCCGGUUUCACUGGGGCUACCACACCCCAGAGCCCUCUGAUGUCACCCCGAAUGGCGCACACGCAGAGCCCCAUGCUGCAGCAGACCCAGGCCAGCCCCGCCUAUCAGGCCUCCUCUGACAUGAACGGAUGGGCACAGGGGUCCAUGGGUGGGAACAGCAUGUUUUCACAGCAGUCCCCACCUCACUUUGGGCAGCAAGCAAACACCAGCAUGUACAAUAACAAUAUGAACAUCAAUGUAUCCAUGGCAACCAACACAGGUGGGAUGAGCAACAUGAACCAGAUGACAGGACAGAUCAGCAUGACCUCAGUGACCUCCGUGCCUACGUCAGGGCUGUCCUCCAUGGGUCCCGAGCAGGUUAAUGACCCUGCUCUGAGGGGAGGCAGCCUUUUCUCAAACCAGCUGCCUGGAAUGGAUAUGAUUAAGCAGGAGGGAGACGCAUCACGGAAAUACUGCUGACACUGAAGGUAGCUGGUUGCUUCUUUCUUCAGCUGACUGGGCUCACUUGCUCACAACACUUCCUGGUCUGGGAUGGAGAGCUGCGUCUAUUUGUUUUGACCCCACCGGCCUGCCAGCCAGGUCUGCCCAGCGAGCUUAGCAGAUGCGGGCCUGGCCCAGGGAGUGGCGGCUGCA
Messenger RNA from Myotis brandtii (Brandt's bat), 5010 nucleotides. RefSeq names its product nuclear receptor coactivator 2 (gene NCOA2). Gene Ontology annotation, cellular component: nucleus. The record is from RefSeq and is a predicted model, not a curated record. Bases 427 to 4836 code for a protein of 1469 amino acids. NCBI's taxonomy places the organism in Eukaryota, Metazoa, Chordata, Mammalia, Chiroptera, Vespertilionidae. The transcript is spliced from 22 exons. Gene Ontology annotation, molecular function: nuclear receptor binding; protein dimerization activity. Gene Ontology annotation, biological process: positive regulation of transcription by RNA polymerase II; cellular response to hormone stimulus.